Molecule: messenger RNA, 2658 nt
Organism: Arxiozyma heterogenica
Lineage: Eukaryota; Fungi; Ascomycota; Saccharomycetes; Saccharomycetales; Saccharomycetaceae
Gene: NSP1
Product: FG-nucleoporin NSP1
Exons: 1
Coding region: 1-2658 (885 amino acids)
Biological process (GO): RNA export from nucleus; protein import into nucleus
Cellular component (GO): nuclear pore; nuclear pore central transport channel
Molecular function (GO): structural constituent of nuclear pore; phospholipid binding
Source: RefSeq, a predicted model, not a curated record
AUGUUUUCUUCAUCUGCAUUUGGAUCCAACAAUAAUAAUAGCAGUACCAGUAGUGGUUCAGCAUUUGGCUCAGCAUUUGGAAACAAUAAUAACAACAAUAAUAAUACCAAUUCACCAUUUAGUACUACAUCUACUGGAUUUGGUGCAUUUGGCAAUACUAAUAAUACAAACAAUAAUUCUGCAUUCAGUGGUUUUGGCAACAAUGCUAACAAUUCAAACACUGCUGCCGGAAGUAUUUUUGGUACUGGAAUGAACAAUACAACCAAUAACAGUGCUGCUGCUGCUACUACUACUACUACUGGAAAUAAUAUAUUUGGAUCUAAUGCUGCAUCUGGUACGGCAAACCAAUCUCCUUUUGGUUCUCUAAAUACCCAAAAUAAUGCCAAUGCAGGAACUUCUAACCCUUCUCCAUUUGGAUCCACUACCACAAAUAAUGGUGGUAGUACUACAUCCUUAUUUGGUGGUAGUGCUGUUGGUAACAAUAACAAUAACACAAAUAAUUCCACUGCUGGAGCAUCUACUUUUGGCAGUACCUCAAAUAGCACAUCUUUGUUUGGUUCUAAUUCAACUGCUAAUAAACCGGCAUUUGGUGGCUUUGGAACAAACACUGCUACAAACAAUCUCAAUAAUGCAAGCACUAUUGCUAGUGCUACUUCCACUACUUCCGCUACCCCAUCGUUUGGUGGAUUUGGUACCACUAAUAAUAAUAAUAAUGCUUCCAACACAUCUAGUAGUAAUUUGUUUGGUAACCUAUCAAAAACUGCACCAGCUACAAGUUCUAACAUAGCUACAAACACAACAUCUACUUUUGGUACUAAAACUGGAUCUUUGUUUGGAAAUACUUCCACUUCAAAUUCAACCAACUCAACACAAUUAAAACCAUUAUUUGGUGCCUCUGCUCUCACAUGUGCAACUGCAGAUAACAAAAUCAAUACUACUGCGACAACAGCUGCCACUGACAGUUCUAAGUCUACGUUUAGUUUUGGUGCUGCUACAAAUAAUACAUCAACUGAUACAUCUAAACCAGACUUUAGUUUUGGUACAACUAAUUCUGCUUCUACAACAGAGAAAAAGGAAUCUGCUAAGCCAGCUUUCAGUUUUGGGGCUUCAACUACUACUCAAGAUGAGAAAAAGAAUGAUUCUUCUAAACCGGCUUUCAGUUUUGGUGCAAGUAGUUCUACCUCUACAACAGAGAAAAAGGAAUCUGCUAAACCAGCUUUUAGUUUUGGCACUUCAUCUACUACACAGAUGGAAAAGAAGGAUGAUCCUGCUAAACCAGCAUUCAGUUUUGGUGGCAACGCUUCUGUGAAUACGUCUAUUGAUACCAAAAAAAAUGAUUCAAAAGAGGAAAACAAGCCAACUUUCAGUUUUGGAGGAUCAACAUCAUCUACUAAUAAACCAAAUGAAACUGGUAAGACAGGAUUUUCCUUUAGUGGAGUUUCAAAGACAGAAGAAAAAAAGACAGACGAACCAACUAAGUCAACAUUCAGUUUUGGUAAGACAACUGCUAAUACUACAAUCCCUACUACUACAACUAGUGCUGGUGCAGAUUCCAAUAAGAAAGAUGAGUCUACAAAAACUGAUAAACCAUCUGGUAGUUUUUCCUUUGAAAAUGUUUUAAAGAAAACAGAUGAUAGUGUUACUAAAAGCACAAUAGAAGAAAAGAAACCAUUAUUCUCCAUGACUGGAAAUUCUGAUUCUAAAACAUCUGCUAAGCCAUCGUUAUCCUUUGGUUUCACUAAGCCAGCAACUGAAGAUGAAAAGAAGACCGACAGUGUCAAAUCUUCGGAAUUUUCCUUUGGAGCAAAGAAAGAUGAAGCUGCUGAGAAGAAGACCACUGAACCUGUAAAGACUGGGUUCUCAUUUGGUGCUAAAAAGGAAGAUCCUAGUUCCACCGCCACAAAGACCGGGUUUUCCUUUGGAGCUAAAAAAGAUACAGAAGACAACAAGAAUACCACUUCAACUACUGCUAAUAGUGAUAAGAAAACUGACACUACUUCUAGUACUACAACAAAUGCUAAUAAAACUUUGAAUCCAAAAACAGUUGAAAUGAAACCAGUAUCAUUAGAUAAUAAGACCUUAGAUGACAUAAUUACUAGAUGGACAAAUCAAUUAACCAAUUCUGCUAAUCAUUUUGAAGCGUAUUCUAAAAAGAUCAACGAAUGGGAUGAAUUACUUGUGAAAGGCGGGGAACAAAUCAAUGAAUUAUAUAUGAGUUCGCUGGCUACAGAACAAACUCAAAAUAAGAUAGAUCAAUCGUUACAAUAUAUUGAAAGACAACAAGAUGAAUUAGAGAAUUUCCUUAAUAAUUAUGAAAAGAAGACGGAGGCCUUAUUAGUAGAUAUAUUAUCCACUGGAACAAGUAAUACAUCGACUAAUGUCAAUGGUAAUAAUAAUGAUCAAAAGAGACAGCAAGCUUAUCAAACAGCAGAAUUGCUUGAUGAAAAUUUGAAUUCGUUAUCUUUGAACCUUUCUUCAUUAAUUAAAGAAAUUAAUGAUGUUAGCAAUACAUUUAACAAAGUAACUAACAUUAAUACUAGUAAUCAAGAUGACAAUGCACAAUUAGUGAAAUUGCUAAAUAUCCACUUAGAUGCCUUAAAAUCUUUAGAUAAUAGCGCCACCCACCUAGAACAAAAAGUACAGACCAUAACUAAAUGA